This is a messenger RNA of Bacidia gigantensis, 2271 nucleotides long. RefSeq lists its product as uncharacterized. The record is from RefSeq and is a predicted model, not a curated record. Bases 1 to 2271 code for a protein of 756 amino acids. The transcript has a single exon. Gene Ontology annotation, biological process: DNA-templated transcription; regulation of DNA-templated transcription. Gene Ontology annotation, molecular function: DNA-binding transcription factor activity, RNA polymerase II-specific; zinc ion binding; DNA binding. NCBI's taxonomy places the organism in Eukaryota, Fungi, Ascomycota, Lecanoromycetes, Lecanorales, Ramalinaceae.
AUGUCCCUUCCAAAUGCAAAACUCAGCUGUGAGGCAUGUCAGCAUCGCAAAACCAAGUGUGACAAACAGGAACCGUGUGGCGCCUGCCAGAAAGCAGGGUUCAAAUGCACUACUGUGCAGCGCCAACGAUUGCCUCGAGGCAAGACUGGGAAUGCGAGAGGACAGACUAGUGCACUUAAAGCCAGGAUCACAAGAUUAGAAGGUUUGGUCUCGCAAUUGCAGGAUACGGAUACCACUGCCACAUCUGCUACCACACCGGAUAUAGGCCCAGGCGCGCUGAAUGCAACGAACAAUGAACUGCAACAGUGCCGUCCGCACACCAAUGGUCUUCAAACGUCCAGCACUAGCCUAUCAUUACUUCCUAACGGUUCAAGUAGCCGGCUCAUUGCCCCCGACUUUUGGACGGAGCUCUUAGAUACGGUCUCCGGUUUGCGAGACGUUCUAGAAACGAACAAUGAAGACGAUACUGGCUCCAUGACUUCAACCUGCUCUGAGGCCGCUUACAACCAGAAUGCCCUUCUUUUUGGCUCUGCUGUUCGUUCAAAUGAUGCUACUGCCUUGAAGCGCCCACCAAAAAGCAACAGAGAGGCACUCUAUGGGAUAUACCAGACCCGAGUCGACGCAAUUCUCAAGAUCUUGCAUUGGCCUACAGCUCUGAAGUCAUUUUCCAUACCUACAACAAGCACUGACGGUAGUCCUACGUUGUCUCCCGCGGAUCAGUCACUCGAAUUUGCCGUUCUAUUUGCAGCUAUGUGCUCAUUGAGGGAUGAUGAAAUCAAGGACCGAAGAAGUCUCCUCGUGAGAUACCGUCAAGCCACUGAAUUAUCUCUCUCGCAAGCAGGCCUCAUGAGCAGCCUGAAUAUUGUAGUCUUGCAAGCCUUCGUCCUUUACCUCGUAAGUGACACCACCCUCCACCAUAUUCAUCAUUCGAUGCGGCCAGCAGCGAGUGACACAGCCUGUAUCAAUGGCACCAAUUUGUCAGUGCAGUUUCUUGUCAUGCUGACGACUAUUGUCCAGGUCGCACUUCGCUCGUGCCAAAGCACCGCCGAAACGUGGACGCUCAUAGCCACAGCUGUUCGGAUUGCAAAUGCUCAAGGCUUGAACGCAGAACCUAAAGCCUCAGAUACAGUUCUUGACAUUGAACUUCGUCGUAGGCUGUUGUGGUGCAUCGCCAUAAUUGACCUACAAACGUCAUUCGAUCGAGGCACUAAGCCUCUUUUAUCAGCUGACGAACUAUCAUCGAUGCCUCUGAACAUCGACGACAUCGAUUUAUCUGCCAAUACCCCCUUUACGAGCAACAUCGAUCCUGCAAACACCCGCUUCACGGACAUGACGUUCAGCCUAAUGACAUACCAUGCCAUGACAUGCCAGCUCAAACUUACCGAAGUCGACUCAUCCCUGACUAAAGGCAAGGACUUGGCGCAGGGACGGAGUGCAUGGGCCAAGAAGAUUUACAUUCUGACCGAGUUCGAAGACUAUAUGGCGCGAUUGUCUCAAUCGUGCACGGAUCCGCCUUCACUACUCAAAGAAUUCACGGUCUUGUGCGCGCAAGGUAUUUCGCUUUCUAUGCAACUACUGCUACGUCGCCCUCUCCAGGGUAAGUCACAAACUCGUCCACCCCCAGAGGACCGUUUUGAUGUCAUGACUGGAGCUACCGAGGUUUUGGAACGCUCGCUCUUCAAGCAAAUAGGCGGCCGAUUUUCACCAUGGAGUUGGAACCAAUGGACGAAAUGGUACGCCUUAGCUGUGCUACUUGCAGAGCUAUGUCAUCAGCCCCAGGGCUCGAAGGCAGAUCGUGCAUGGCCGAUCACGCAAGAAGCCUUUGACGUGUAUUCGCAGCAAGUGGCGGACGGUGCAACAGGUUUACUUUGGAAGCCAAUUGAGAAGCUAAUGCGAAAGGCUAAGGCUGCGAGAGAGAGUAGCAUGGUAACACCGCCUAUGCCAAUGCAAAAAUCUUACAUGUCCCAGCCAUCGAGGUUUGAAGACCUAAGUCUACGGAAAGGUAACCCUGACAGUGUUUUGAUUGGCAAUGUCAUGCCGGGAUGGGGACCGUUGUACUCAAAUGAAUGGUCUGAUUCAUCAGGCAGUAGCCCAUUCAAUACUAGCACAUCAAGCAACACUCAAAAUCAGAACGCUGGGUUCGCCGGGAAUCCAGCACCAGUGGAAGACCAAGACGCAAAUUGGUGGCGCGACUGGGAACUUUUCGUUAACGAUAUCUACGACCCUAACACGGUCUCAGACUUCAACAACAUGGCGGGAUGUAUUUCAUAA